CGUCAACAAGUUGAAAAUCUAUACGAGUCUGCUUGAAUAGGAGGAAAACUUUAAAUAAUUUGUGUGUUAUGUGUGUGAAAUGUCUAAAGAAAACGCGAAUCUACGGUUGUUGGGCUCGCCGGUGAAUUUAUCGUACAGAAGUAAGAAGAAAGACGACAGGAAAAACAUACGGAAUAGGCCUAGAUCUGCGCUUCAAAAUUCUUGUUUUACGCCGGAUAUCCAAGACAGUUACAAGCGGCCAUUUUCUGCAGAUGCAAAAGAGAGAGUGCCAUCUACCAAGACUUUCUUCAAAACAUUCAGUGCUGAGCUCCACGACUCAUAUAACAGCUCACUUGCCACAAUAAAAGUAUUACCGCCUACAGCCCACUUACUUGGAGACACCAAAAUAAACAACAAGCAUUAUGCAAGAAAAGACAAAGACUUAUGCAGCAAUGCCUCAGACUAUGGGUCUGAAGACACUUUUAUUAGUCUAGGAACGAAAAUCAAAGCCAAAGCACAACUUAGCCCCAACCCUAAGGCUAAAAACAACAACCAAAGAUUUCUUAAAUAUCGAAACAUAGCCAGAAAAAGCCGCAGAACGAUGGAUGCUCCUGCAAAUGAAGAUAAAACAAAUAACUAUGGGUUAGAAGUUAAAAUAAUUGAGAAACGACCACAAUCACCAUCUAAAAGCAGAGAUGGUAACAAUAGAUGCUUGUCACCUACAUUUAAAACUAGCGCUUAUGAAUCUUAUUUUGUUCCACUGGAACCUGACGCGCAUAAUCCUUUAGCGGGUAGGGUUUCAUUUGGAGAGAAACAAGACAUAGAAAACGCCAUCGAUGUAUAUUCUAGACGCCUCAUGCAAACUAAGCAACAGUUGUCUUUAGUUGAAGAGGAAUCUACGCAAGAUUUGGACAGUGUGCCAUCUAAUAACCUUCUAAGUUUGUCUCCAGAAAAUUCUUUAGAAAAUAAAGACGCGGACGACACAGAAGGUGAUCUAACUGGCAGAAAUACUUAUGAUGUUAAUGAAAAAGAAGAGUAUCCUAAAGCGUCUGAUUACAUAGCUGAAGCUCGGACUUACAAUAGUUUCUAUGAUGAUUUUCGUUCAUGUUCAGUUGACAAUCAUAAGUCCAAGUUGUCUAGCACGAUAGUUAAUACUGAUUCCUCAUCAAAAGAUUCAGGCUACCCUAGCAGCGCUAAUGAUGAGAAAAGCUACAAGCAAGGAUACUCGCUAACCACUUCGAUUUUGAGGAAAUCUAACUCUGAUAAUAAGAUUUCUGAUCAACCUAAAAGUCUCGAUAGUAUUUCUACGGCGAGCAAUAAAAAAUGUCCCAAAGCAUGGAGUGAACCUUUAAAUCAUAGCAGAUUGCUGUAUAAAGACUUUUUCUUAAAGAAAGAAGGGCAUAUAGCUGUGCCUCCUACUAAUUCUCCAAUCCAACCUGCAAAACACACAUUCUCAAUUCCUGAUGGAAGCAGUGAUACUAAAGAAAUUGCUAAAACAGAAAAAAAAGAAAAUUUGGAAUAUCCUACAUAUCUCCUUAACAGUACAACUAAAGCGUACACCUCCAAAGUUAUUGAAGAUUACAAGAAGGAAUUGGAAGCUAUUAACAACUUACAUGAACUUACUAUAAAAGAUAUGAAAACUGAUGCUAUUUCUCCAACUCCAUUGAAUAUUGACAAAAUGUUUGAGCAGCAUUCAAACCUUCCCGAACAAAAAAACACUAAUUCUAAUGCGAAAGAUGAUGACGUCAGUAACAGUAAUAAUCUAGAUAUUAGAAAGAGAAACGUGUCCAAAUUAACAACUAAAGAACUGAUACAGAAUUAUUUAAAAGUAAAGGGUGGGAAUACAAAAGAAUUUGCUAAAAAUUUAAAGAAAUUUGAGAAUAUUGAAGCAAAGCAUAACUGGAAUAAUACAACAGAGAAACGCAGUACACCAGUGGCAAGAAAUUUGACCCAAAGGAAUAUGUUCACGAUUAGAACCCCUAUGAGUGCCAGAAUAGAGGGAGUCAAUAAUGACAAGGACAUAGAUUCUUGGAUGUCUCUUUCUGCGCCUUCACCUAGUGCUCUUCAGUUCGAAGAUGUAGACCCAUCUCCGAUCUCAGAAGAUAAAAGUGAAAAUGAACCUAAACCAAUUGAACAGACGGUUCACAUUCAAGAAAUUAAAGAAUCUGAACCAACUCCACACGUAAAUCAAGAAUCAGUGAAACCAAAAGAGUUGACUUCAAAUUCAACUGUUUUGGAUAUUUAUUCAAUGUUGAAAGACAUUGAAAGUUUCGGAGAGAAUCCAGUGACAUCUGUUGCUAGUUCCAACGUUGUGGAAACUCAACAGAACGAAGUCAAGGAAGAAAGAGAAGUUACGCCUAAGGAUAAUUUUAUGGAAAUAUUCGAGUUUUUGGAAAAAGUUGAACAGAGCGCCAAUGAUGCUCUGUCUGUUGUGACCAGCUCUACUCCUCAGACUAUUCCCAAAUUGGAGGCCCUACUAAAGCUGCCUCACACCGAAAUAGCCCAAAGACUAGUAACGGCUUCGCUGCAACUCGAGGAGCGUUCGUGCUGCAUUGCCCUACUGCAAGAGAGCUUGACCAAUCACAAGGAACAGAUGAUCAACAAAGUGAGCAAUUUGGAGAAACAGUCGCUCCGUAACAUCAGCAGAGUGAAGGCGGAAUGCGAGGAGGCUAUUAAAAGGCACCAAGCUUUCAUUGACCAACUAAUAAACGACAAGAAGACCCUCAACCAUCGUAUCGAGCAGUUAGUAGACGAGCGGCGAUCGCUCGAAGAGCGCUGGAAGCGCUCGGCACAAGCUCUGGAAGAUCGUUACAAGCUGGAACUCCGGAAUCAACACGACAAAAUGGCUGCUGCACAACAGGUAGCGAGGCAACGUUGGGUCAGACAAAAGGCAGAGAAAAUUAAGGAACUAACAGUUAAAGGCCUAGAAGGCGAGCUCCGCGAGAUGGCAGAACGGCAACAGAAAGAGAUAGCCGAUCUAAAAAUGCACCACGCAGAGCAACUAGGUCGCGCACAAGCCAAACAUGCUCAGGAGUUAGAGGCGCAACGGAGAGAGCUCGAGGGGGAGAGGGAAGCUGCUCUAGUGAAGGAACGACAACUUGCCAGCUCCAGACUUGAGAAGCAGAUUCUCGAACUAGAGCUGACAUACCAGGAGCAAAGAACCCGGUUGGUAGCAGAAAUGCGCGCUGAGAACGAACGCGUCGCUUCCGGCCUGAGCGAGAGAGAGAAGCAACAGAAGGAAACUUUUGAGAAAUGGAAAGAAGAGCAAGAAAGGUUGCUUGAAGAAAAGAAACGACAAAUGGAACAAGAGAUAGCGAGAGAAAGAGAGAAAAUGCAGGAAGAAAUGAAACUAGACAGAGAAGAAUUAGAACAAGAAUUCGAACAGCACAAGAGAGAGUUCGAAGCCGAACAGCAGUUGGCGCUCAAGAAGAAAGUGACGGAGAUAGCAGCACAGCACCGGCGCGAGCGAGACAGGGAGAUCGAGCGCGCUAUUGAGAGGAUGGAGGAAGAAGCACAGGCGGGGCGUAGAGAGCUGCAGGAGGCUAUUAGGAGGAAUAAAGAACAGUACGAAUGCGAGCUCCGCGAGCUAGCGGAGACGGAGCAAGCGACGCUGCGCCGGUACCAGGACGCCGCGGCGCGCGUGCGACACGCGGAGGAUCGGUGUGCUGAAUUAGAAAUCACAAUAACUCAGCUGGAAACUAGAAAUAAAAUUCUUACUGAGAAAAAUACUCAACUCGAAGCGGCUGCCGAACAAAUCCGAUCGAGCUGCGAGCAUGCGUGGGCGCAGCGCGUCGAUACGCUGAAGAAAGAGAUGGAAGAUAUGAAGAAAACGCACGAAGAACAGAUGCACCAGCUUUAUGCCAAGGUAAAAGUGGCUGUAGCGCGAAAGGAUUCCGCUAUUCAGGCAUUAACGCGCGAAACUGCCAAGUACCAGGAGAAGAUAACCAUGUUAGAGCAAAAACUGCAGCAGCAGCGGAAGGAUUUCCUCAAACAAAAGUGAACCUCAUUACCCAGAAUUACAGUUAAUUAUUGCGUGACAAUGCAUAAAAUUGACCAUGAAACCGGAUAAAAAAACCAUACUGCAGCGAAAUAUGCAAAAGCAACGCAAAGAGCGUAAAUAAAAGUGAUUCUUAUCGACUGGAGUUAUGGUUUAAUAUUGUAUGAGACAGGAUUUAUGCUACGAAAAGACAAAGUACUGUCAGCAGCAAAAGUCUUAGGUAAUGUAAUGUUCACUUGUGUAGAAAUAAUUAUAAAGAAUUUAAGUACUUUCUCAAAUAUUUUUGUUUUCUCAAAAAAUUGGCAAGAAAAAUUACUUUAAUUCAGUUUGUGCCUGCUAUUUAAAAAAGUAAUCUAAAUGUAAAAACCAGUAUGACAUCAGAGUUAAUUGGUAUUUUCACUGAGUGUAUAAUUUCGCUUAGGCUUAAUUCUAUGUUUAUGAUCUCAACACGUGUGAUGGCAAUUUACACUAGACUAGAUAUACUAUUUACUACUUUUAUUCUUCCGUCCAUGUAUUUAUUAUAUAUUAGGUAAUUUAAUUUAUUAAUUAUGUUAACUGUAUACUAUCAUAAUUUCUACAAGAUGUCUAGACAUGAAAUUUAUCUUAUGUAGAAACAACAAAAAAAUUUCGAUAGAAACAUGAAGUUUGUCAUUUCUGCUCAUCCGUAUUGUAUUUUUGUUGCACCGGCUCUAUGCAUCGCUAUCAGAUAUAUCGGAGCGGCUGAGGUGCUCAAAAAUAUCUGGACUCGCACUCUAACUCCUUGACAAUAGAAGCGUGUUCAGAUAUUUGUGAGCAUCUUAAUUGGUCCCAUAUAUCUGAUGGCGACUGCACAAGCACUUCACAUCCGACCGCAGUUUUUGUGUUCGGAGUGUUUUAUGGCUUUUUUCUUAUUAUUUUUAACAGAAAUAUACCUUAUUACGUAGUGUUAAGGUUUUGAUUGUUUCUGAAUUCACAUUGGAUACAAAAGAUGUGAUGUGCUUGUCAAUAAAAAUUAUGUAAUAUAA
This is a messenger RNA of Cydia fagiglandana, 4980 nucleotides long. RefSeq names its product centrosomal protein of 131 kDa (gene dila). The record is from RefSeq and is a predicted model, not a curated record. NCBI's taxonomy places the organism in Eukaryota, Metazoa, Arthropoda, Insecta, Lepidoptera, Tortricidae. Gene Ontology annotation, biological process: intraciliary transport involved in cilium assembly; regulation of centrosome duplication; cilium assembly. The coding region runs from base 80 to 3979 and encodes 1299 amino acids. The transcript is spliced from 16 exons. Gene Ontology annotation, cellular component: centriolar satellite.